Molecule: messenger RNA, 414 nt
Organism: Rhipicephalus microplus (southern cattle tick)
Lineage: Eukaryota; Metazoa; Arthropoda; Arachnida; Ixodida; Ixodidae
Product: acyl-coenzyme A thioesterase 13-like
Molecular function (GO): fatty acyl-CoA hydrolase activity
Source: RefSeq, a predicted model, not a curated record
AUGCCACGCUUUCACCAGAUCGUUGCCAACAACCUGAAGAAACUGAAGUAUGUUAAGGACUUCACCGAUAAGGUCAAAAUCGUGAAGGUGGAAAAGGGAGUCGCCCAGUUCGAGCUUCGGCUGGAAAAGGAGCACUGUGACCUGCACGGUGCUAUGCACACUGGCACGGCAUUCAUUCUGAUAGACCUGUACACGUUUGCGACUGCGACCACGCUAUACGAUGAGAGCACGUCGUUCACCAGCCUGAACAUCGAAGCCAGGUUUCUGGCUCCAGCGAUGCUUGGAAACGAGAUCUUAAUCAACUCCCGCGCGGCGGAUCCAAGCGGAAAGACUGCUUUCGCUGAAAUGGAAUUUCUCGACAAGGCCACCAAGCAGGUCCUUGUGCAAGGAUCUCACACCAUGUUCUUGUUCUAG